Messenger RNA from Lepisosteus oculatus (spotted gar), 8479 nucleotides. It is a transcript of the gene spire1a, whose product is annotated as spire-type actin nucleation factor 1a. Gene Ontology annotation, cellular component: cytoplasmic vesicle membrane; cell cortex. Gene Ontology annotation, molecular function: actin binding. The record is from RefSeq and is a predicted model, not a curated record. Lineage: Eukaryota; Metazoa; Chordata; Actinopteri; Semionotiformes; Lepisosteidae. Gene Ontology annotation, biological process: cleavage furrow formation; establishment of meiotic spindle localization; actin nucleation.
GGAGCGCUAUGCUGGGAACCCGUCUGGUUUUGGGACCAUGCGACUAACUUUCGUCAUAUGACAGAAACCCAUAAGAAACCGCUGGAAGGGGGGGGAGAAACGAGCCAUUCAAUGGAAUUACUGUGGGAGGGCAGAGAUUUAGCACGGCUCUCGAUGACUUAAGGGUCUGAGCUCUUCCGUAUAUCGCAUCCCUCGCUGCGCAGUGUCGGCGGAACCUCUCCCUGUGGAUAUAAUGAGAGGAUGGCCGAGAGGCGAGGCGCUGACAAGGAAGGGCUGACCGCGGGUGCGCUUCGGCAGCCGGGCAGUGAUGAGCAGACUUCUGGGGAUGUAAACAUGGAAGGCGGCGAUGGUGCCGACGAGCUGUCUCUGGAGGAGAUUCUGAAGCUCUACAGCCAGCCGAUCAAUGAGGAGCAGGCGUGGGCCGUUUGUUACCAGUGCUGCCGGACCCUGGCUCAGGGGUUUCGGGGGAGCAGCGCCGGGGCUCGGGUGGAGGGGCGAGCCUGGAGGAUUGAAGGCGCUGCUGAUGUCCGAAUCUGCAAAGACGGAGCCGUGAGGCUGCACCACAGGCAGGGAGGCUCAGGCAAACCUACAUCCCCUUGCACAGCAUCGGAGGUCAUCGAGUCGCUGGGCAUCAUGAUCUACAAGGCGCUGGACUACGGGCUGAAAGCGAACGAGGAGCGCGAGCUGAGCCCCACCCUGGAGCAGCUGAUCGAUCGCAUGACCAACAUGGCGGAGCAGGAGCCCGAUGGCUGUCCGGACGAGGGCUACGAGGCCACCGAGGAGGAAGAUGAGGCCGAGGAGGACGCCGGCACCGUGCCCAGCCUCCGGGGCUACAGGGAUGUCAUCAAGCUGUGCUCCAGCCACCUGCCGAGCUCCUCGGACGCCCCCAGUCACUACCAGGCUGUGUGCCGCGCCCUGUACGCCGAGACCAAGGAGCUCAGGACCUUCCUGGAGAAAAUCAAGAGUGCGAAAGAGAACCUGAGGAAGAUGGAGGGGGCGAAAGCAGAGGAGCCCACCAGAGACCUGAACGAGCUGCAGAACGCUGACUGGGCCCGGUUCUGGGUGCAGGUGAUGAGGGACCUCCGCCACGGGGUGAAGCUGAAGAAGGUGCAGGAGCGGCAGUACAACCCCCUGCCCAUCGAGUUCCAGCUCACGCCGUACGAGAUGCUGAUGGACGACAUCCGGUCCAAGAGAUACACGCUGCGCAAGGUGAUGGUCAACGGCAAUAUCCCGCCCAAGUUAAAGAAGAGCGCCCAUGAAGUCAUCCUGGAUUUCAUCCGCUCCAGGCCUCCGCUGAACCCUGUGGCGGCGCGGAAGCUGAAGCCCUACCCCCAGCGCCCCCGCAGCCUGCACGAGCGCAUCCUGGAGGAGAUCAAGGCGGAGAGGAAGCUGCGCCCCGUCUCCCCCGACGAGAUCAGGAGGAGCAGGCUAGUAAUUCGACCGCUUAGCAUGUCUUACAGUUUUGACUUGUCAGAUGUGUCCUCCACUCCGGAACCUCCCCGAAGGGGCGGAGCCAGUGCACUGGCCAAUGGAAAGCUGCCAGCUCAGAGUCAGCGGAAUGGGGUGGGCGGGGCUCAGGCAACCAUCCAAAGGAAGAGGCUGCUGAAAGCACCAACCCUCGCAGAGCUGGACAGCUCUGACUCAGAGGAGGAGACCACUCGGAUGUCUGUCAGUAGCUCCAGUAUGUCCACAUCGCAGGUGGAUGACAUGUCUCCCGACUCUGCUGUCGGCAGAAAAAAUCCGGUUGUCUCUGUCGCCUCUCCAGCUCCUCCGAAGUUCCUUCCCAUCUCCUCCACCCCCCAGCCCGAGAGACGCCAGCCCCCCCAGAGGAGGCACUCCAUCGAAAAGGAGACCCCCACGAACGUACGGCAGUUCAUGCCCCCUUCACGACAGAGCUCCAAGUCUCUUGUCACAAGGAUAUUGGGUUUUUUUCCAAGGAUCCCAUUGUGCCCCAGUAACUCGGCUCUGCAGACAGUCUCUUUCCUGAGCUCGCAUCCUUUUGAGGCGUCUGUGUUCGGUGUAGUGGGGGCUGUGUACUCUCUGUGUGAGGGAGUUUUCUUCAGCAGGUGGAAACGCAGAAAGGAGGAGUUCUGUUACCCAGUGGAGUGCCUGGCCCUGACAGUGGAGGAGGUGAUGCACAUCAGGCAGGUUCUGGUGAAGGCAGAGCUGGAGAAGUUCCAGCAGUACAAGGAUGUUUACAAUGCACUGAAGAAAGGCAAGCUGUGUUUCUGCUGCCGAACUAAAAGAUUCUCCCUCUUCACUUGGUCCUACACCUGCCAGUUUUGCAAAAGGCCAGUUUGCUCACAGUGUUGUAAGAAGAUGAGGCUCCCCUCCAAGCCAUACGCCAACCUGCCCAUCUACUCCCUGGGCUCCUCGGCCUUGCAGAAGGAGGAGGCCAUCCCUAAGCCUGAGAGACCCUCCACCAGCCACCACCGGCACCACAGUCUGCACAGGACUGUCUCCAGGUUGUCCAAGUCGGAGAGGUCGGAGAGGUCGAGGGAGGAGCUGGAGCUGCCCAGGGAGCUGACGGAGGACUGGAGCACCAUGGAGGUGUGCGUGGACUGUAAGAAGUUCAUCUCGGAGAUCAUCUCCUCCAGCAAGCGCAGCCUCUCGCUGGCCACCAAGCGGGCGCGCUUGAAACGCAAGACGCAGUCCUUCUACAUGUCCUCCCCCAACGCCGCCGAGUAUCGGCCCUCCGAGAGGACUAUCAAAGAGGUGUAGAGCUGUGCCUUUGCUUCCCCUCGUCGUCGGGCCGCCCGCCGCAGGGGCACACAGAUGGUCUGUCUGCGGAUGAAGAGGCGAGCGAUCCAGCCAAGUUUUUGUUACCAUUUCUCCGUUUUUCGUUUCUUUCGAGGCGGGUGAGGGCAUGCCUGGUCCGAUGAAACGGGCAGUUGUUCACUCGUGACUGAAUCGGACACGGAAGCAAGACUUUUUUUUCCCCCUCUUAUUAGCAGCUCUUCCAAUCAAAGGAAUGGAAAAAAAAAACGUUGAAUUUGCUCUGUAAGUGUUGUAAAUAACCUUGUUGCUCGACCCUCCUUUUCCCCUGUCCCCUGUCCGAAUGAAAAGGCCCCAUCAGGAAUGCGGAGUGCGAGAACCACAGCAUGAUGGGGCGUUCCCCACGCUCUCCCUCUCAGGAAAUCGGAGCUGUCCCACUGGCUUUUCCUAAUAUCUGUGGCUGGCCACCUUGUAAGACAAUGAAUGAGCACAACUUCGUCUCUCGCCAGAUGGAAACUGUUGAAGACUUAGGUGCAUGAAGCACAUUAUUUUUUUAACAAUAAGGCAAAGAGGAACGGCCGUGUGGUUUUCUAUAAAUCGGAGUAAGGUUUAAAACUGAAAAUGCGUUGUUUUUAAUGUGCAGUGCCAAGGGCUACUGGAGAGUGAAGCAGUUUAAAUCCUCUGCUACAUAAAUGACACAGAGGAUACCAUCAAUAUACUGUAUGUACAGAAAUAUUCCAUGCAUAUUACCAUGCACUACAUUUCUCAUCAGAACGUUUUCUCCUAGUUUAAUAUACGUGGAAAUAUUGUUUUUAGAUAUACAUAGAAGAAAACUUCAGCACUUGUGGUUGGUUGAGGGGGACUUGAACUAAAAUCGAAAAUGUACAGUGAUGUUGUCUCGCAGACACCUGUGACACCUGUGAAAAACUCUGGUCUGUGGCUUAAUGAACAUAGAAUUCUAUGGAUAUCAGACCUUGAAAUGUUACUUUUAAAUGGAUUUCAAAAGUCAAGAUAUUCUGGGUUUUUAAAUUCUUUCAUCAAUAAUGCAAUCCAUCGCUUUGUAUCUACAGCCCACUAGCUGUACAUUUUUUAAACGAAUAUCCUGCUCCAAUGAGUUGCAUGCGAUUGAAUUAGCCCUUGCUUGUUUUUAAAGGAGUUCUGUCUACUGUAUAAGCAGUCCCUGAUAAGAGCAUUAUCACGCAGUAUGCGAGAUGGAGUGCUAGGCUGAUGAUCAGCUGGCUUGGUGAAGAAGAGCUAGUAGCCAUUAAGCUCUUCCAUUGGUUUCACUAUCUGGUUUGUGGAUCAAGACUUGUGAUAGAUCUUAAGAUGCUGUGCCAGAGAGAGUGCAACCAGAUUGAUAAUGUAAUUCAUGAAAAUGCUGGACCACAUUUGAUGCACAUUUUAGAUUUUAAAAACCUCUGCCAUUAAACCAUAAUAAUUGCAAUUGCAGCUUCUGCACUAUUUUCUAAUGAUGCAUUACCGGAAAAUAAGGUGGUAAGUCGUCAUUGGAAAAGCAGUUCCAUUUUAGUCCCGUUCAUGAAAUGCAGUUAUAGAGGCACUGAUGUUUAGAUUUAGAUGUUACUCAGAGCAUCAUAGAAAAAGUCCUCUAGGACUCUGCUUUGCAGAGACCAAAAUUCACAUUAUCAGGUAUAGCACUAGACUGACUCAUGGUUGAUUGAUUCAUUAAUCUGGGCGCCAUCCAUCUAGGAUUCCAACUCGAAACACUUUUGCAUUGUUGACAGACUCCACACUUUUGUGUUUUGUGUUUCGCAAAACAAAGAGAAUUAGGCAGAAAGAGGGUGAGUGUUGAAGAAUUCAAAUCUAGAUUAUCUGAUAUUUUGAAAUUGCAGUGUUACGGCAUCUGGUGACUCUGAUUUGGCCUAAUUAAUGUUUUUCUUACAUCAUUCAAACCUUUCUGCUCAGAUGAGGGGUUGCGUGCUCACAACAGCACAAAGGUCCAGGCUGCUACUCCAGGCUGAGGUGGGCAUAUUGAAUUGUCGUAAGGCUAAAGAUAAACACUAAGCCUUCCACUCUGCUGGGUUGCCUUCCCACUUCUGAAACAUGUUAGAAAUGAGUUUGCAUUUGCGUCUGUGGAAUGUAUGUGAGUACAAUUAGGUGUGUCGUGCUAAAUUCCUUUUAGUUCUGAAAAUCUUGUCUAGUGCCAAAACCUUCAUUGCUGGUGUGGAUGGUGCAGAAUGGAGCCCAGAUGUAAUUUUCCCUGUAAAUACCUUGUAAUGAAUUUGCAUAUGAACUCAAGGGGAGAGACAGGCUUGAUCUAUGCUGCUCACAGCAGGUCAUUGAGAGCAGCGAUGUGUAGGAUAUUUUUGUGUAUAUGCUGUAUAUCAUAAUGGUAUUGUCUUAAGAUAUUGACCUACUGAGGUGUCUUUAAGAUUGUGUAGAAUUGUUUAUUAUUAUUUAUCUUACUGAUAUUAUGAUUAUUAUGAUUAUUAUUAUUGAUGUUAUUACUGUUUUUUUAUUUAAUACUAAUCUCUUUUCCCAGUGAUGAUUGCACUGGAGCAGCACUUUUAUUGGGUACCAUGAAAUGCUUUUUUCUUUUAAACUUUUUUGUUUUGUGCAUGAAGGGUAGAAAAGAGAAUCUGGCCUCCUGAAACUGCAAAGCAAAACAGCACCUGAUUUCCACUACUGUUUUACUGGGGGACUGGAGGGGAGGCAGCUUGUGUUGUCUUUUCUGUCCUUAAAAGACAUGUGUUUUGAGACUUUUCUGUCCGUUACUGACGACCCUGUUUCCUCAGAAAUGGAAUCAACUGGAAUCUUUUAGGUCCACUUUUACUUUUAUCAUUCCUUACGUCUUUUCCUCCCUCCAGAAGCAUGGCUGUAGGUGGUACUUAGGAGUGUGGAGCCCUAUAAACACUCCUGUGAGCACAGGGCAGAAGUUCAUAUAUCACGGGCAGUUUGAUUUCAUGCUUGCAUGCCCAGGCUUGUGUAGGUUUUAACAUAUUGAUAGUAUUGGAGAAACUCCUGAGUUCUUGCUUUUCUUGGGUCUGCAGGUCCCACCCAUAGAUUAACAAUUUUGGAUGUACCGGGGAUUCAGUUUUAUUCAAAAAAAAUUUAAAAAAAAAGUAGAAUCCAUAUAUUCUGUUAAUUGAAAAGUGUUUUUUGAUCUCAUAAGUUAGUUACAGCAAAGUCCAGGGGUGUUCCGUUUCUGCAGUGCCAGUGAAGUAUUGCAGAAUUGGUGUUUUCUGAGCUGCUUCGAUGCGUCGUUUCCAGUUGACCGUUAUUGCACUUAGUACCUGGGUCUCUGACCACAGUUUAACAACUGCAAGUCCUGUAUGUCUGUCAUUUUAUGGAGUCAUUUGUUUGCCGUUUGCAUUUGGCUGGGAACCAGUCUUGGAAAAUUACGUUCAGUUUUUCCUUUUGAGUGUCCCUGCUGCCGCAGUGGAGCUGGUGAGAUAGAGGGUGCCAGCACUCGGCACUCAACAGAUUUCUUUUGCGUGUUUAUGCUCCUUUUUUACCCAAGUAUUUUCCAAGAGACCAACCUAGAUGUGUGCACCCUUAACGCACUCUCAAGGACAGUGUUUUUAAAGACAUGCUCUUUCCAUAGAGUUAACUACCUGGCCUGUGUGAAGUCUUAAGUAAAUUUGCUAAUAAACGAUAUUUCUUCCUGUGCUAAGCUGUUUAGGAUUUUUCGUUUCACUUCCUCGUCUGCCUGGCCUGUCAGGCGUGUGAAGCCACCCUCGUUGGCAAGCUCAGAAACAUGCCAGGCAGUCCAGUUAACUGUGUGUCACUCUCAGCCUAGUUUGUGGAUUUUCCUUCAACUCCUUCUUUGACUUUUGAGAAUGAAACUGGUACAGGGUGUGUGUUUCGUCACCAAGAUGGUUCUUAUUAACCUGUUUGUUGUGUGUUGCAAUGUUCAUGAUUCAUACAAACAGCAGGGGGAAAAAAGUGUAUGUCAAAGGAAAACCAUGACUACUGGACAUGACUAUUGUAGAGCUACUUUAAUGAGUCAAUACUCUAAUUGUAAUUUGCUACUUUAAUUAGUGCUGCUGAAGUUACCACAUCUUCCACAUCCAUGGUUUUGGAGAGCAGGACCACUACAGUGUGUAGUUUUCAAAUUAUUUUAAAAACCCUGAUCCCCCCCCCAUUCCCCAUAAACAUUUCUGCAAUGUUAGUUGCAGCAGCUGAAUCUCUUUGGUUGAAUCAGCCUAUUAGUGACCAAUUUAUUAUUUUCACCUGCAUCAGGGCUCUUGAGACAGUAUUUCUGAGAAAAAAAAAGGCGAAACAGCUUAACAUUUAUAUAAAAAAAAAGGUUUUAGCAUUGAAAUGUUUAUUUUUCACAAAGUAUUGAAAGUUAAAACAAAGGUUUUUGCAUAACAUAUAUGAUCCAUCAAUAUAUAUAUAUACCAUAACAUAAGAUGAAAAUUAAUGGAUUGACAGGGCCAGAAGAACCUUUUUUGCCAGCAGGAAUAUGAUGAAUACUAGAAUACCACUGAAUGCCCUGUGGUUAUGUUAUUUGUACAUGACGGUAAAGGCCAUACAGAAAAUAUUGCAGGCCAUUUCCCCUACUGUGAGAAUUUAACAUUCCCCCUGAAAUUCUACUCAUGCAAAUGAUAGUUUUUGUUUUUAGUGUUUGGAAUGCUGUACAUUACUUUAUUUGCUUAUGAUGUUUAACCCUUGUUUCUCGAGCAUUAUGAUUUUGAUGAACAGCAGUACGUUCACCCAUUUUAAUUAAUUGUGCUGGUGAUGGCCGUCGAAAUGCAGCGUCAGUCUCCUAAGAAGAUACCCUGCAUUCGUUUAGGAUUCAGUUUAUUUAGUUCUGCAAGUUAUUGGCGACACCAUGAAAGUAUGACGGCCAUGGAAAUCUUUGCGCAGAUGUGUGAAAACAACAGGUUUGCGUCUGAGGGGAGCCGGGGAUGUCGAGAAUCAGAAAAGGGGUGGCGCAGACGUCAAAGUACUUGUACGUCUGCAUGUUUCAUACUCGUAGACUGUAAAUCGCUUCGGUUGCUCUCAGCAUUUAAUCCUCACACCCAGACAAGAGGGAACUGAGAAACCGACUCCGCAAAUCUCUUAAGACGAGUCAUUUUUCCUUCGGUUUAGCGGCUGUGCAUUUUUCCAGCUUGACUUUUAACGUGGAGAUCUGGGACGUUCAAAUUUGUCCUUGAAGUUAAAUUUGAUUUGAAAAUGAUCACUGGUCAUUUUCAUUUUAAACAUUUCGUUUGACUUGAACCAUUACCGGUCAACUCUUCAGUAAGGAUACAGCUUCCACAUUAUCUGAGGGGUGGGAAUCUCUCAUCCUAACUCUUCACAGUUAACCCUGUGGACGACCACCUAUAGUACAUUUGAUGUGGGGAAAGUAUGAAGUGUAAUUGUUCAGAAAUCCCAACAACCGCAUAAUUCAUCAUAGAACAGCACCACGUUUAACUGCCGGCAAAAGGCUAGUUUUUCUGAAAGACUGCGGUAAAAGUUUGUACAGUAUGAAUUGGGAAUUUCCGAUUUGAUUCAUUAACGAUCCCUUGAUUUGAAGGGUUAAGGCAGACAAAGACAUUCCCUCGGGUUCCAAAGAUGUAGCCCCAGUAUGACUGGAUUUUUUUUUAAAACGCGGAAGAUGAUUAUUUUUUUCUAAACGUAGGAUGCUAUAGAGAGGUUAAAAAAAACUAAGACUCGCAGCCUGUGGCACGGUUAAUGAUCUUCUUCCUCCUGAUGCAGCUGUGACUGUGCAUGUAACUAAUGUUUAGCUUGUAACUUCAAAUUGUAGCGGUGAUUUUUUUUUUUAAAAAAAGAUAAUAAAAACGGCAAUACAAUUCUC